Messenger RNA from Mercurialis annua (annual mercury), 1208 nucleotides. RefSeq names its product probable transcription factor At5g61620. The transcript has 5 exons. The coding region runs from base 90 to 1106 and encodes 338 amino acids. Lineage: Eukaryota; Viridiplantae; Streptophyta; Magnoliopsida; Malpighiales; Euphorbiaceae. Gene Ontology annotation, molecular function: DNA binding. Gene Ontology annotation, biological process: response to gibberellin; response to ethylene; response to auxin. The record is from RefSeq and is a predicted model, not a curated record.
AAAGUAUAUUGUAUAAUUUUUUUUUCUUGUUUUCUUAUAGAUAAACUUGUAUACGAAAUUGAAAUAUAUUAUCUGUAAUUUGUAUUGAGAUGGUGAGGGAGAUGGCGGCGAGAAAAUGUUCUCAUUGUGGGCUGAACGGCCAUAAUUCUAGGACUUGUAGCGGCGGCAAAACGGGCGGCUGUUUGAAGUUGUUUGGUGUAAAAAUAAAUGAACAAACGCCGAUUAAAAAAAGUGUUAGCUUGGGUAAUUUAGGCUGUUUACGUGAUGAUAAUGAUCAUCAUGAUGAUGAUGUGGACGAUGGCUAUGUAUCGGAUUCUUAUAUCGGUUCCAAGAAAUAUAAGGCUGCCCAUGAACGCAAAAAAGGAACGCCGUGGAGUGAAGAAGAGCAUAGAAUAUUUCUGGAGGGUUUGCAUAAGCUUGGAAAAGGUGACUGGAGAGGGAUUUCGAAGAAUUUUGUGACGAGCAGGACCCCGACUCAGGUUGCGAGUCAUGCACAGAAGUUUUUUCUGAGGCACGCUGCAACUGAUAAGAAGAAACGUAGGACAAGUCUCUUUGAUAUGAAUUUAAUUGAAUCUGUUCCUGCAUCACAUCCAAAAGAAGUUCCCAUUUUACCUGCUAACAAAUCAGCUUUGCUGUUGAAGAAGCCUGCUGAAAUCCCAUCAAAUGCUACUACUACCCCAGAUCAGGUUGUUAGCAGGUUCCCUCGUCUCUGCUUGGAUAAUCCAACUCCAAAAGCUAAUCAUUCAUAUACACCUGGUGUUCCCGUUCCAAGCUAUGCCGGAAUGCCAUAUAUGGUUGGAUUUUCUGGCAGCAAACAAAGCUAUUGGGCUGCUAAAUCAAUACCAACUGCAUCAUAUUUGCAUAUGGUAAACUAUAAUUAUCCAACUGUAGUCUACCCUUUUACAUCUGGAAAUUUCUCGACUUGCGCUCCAAUUACUGCCCACCCUUCUGGUAUUCCUACACCGAGAUCAUUUCCGGUAAACUAUUCGCAAGGCGGUUCAUCUUCAACAUCAACUACUAGAAAUGAAGAUCCUUUGGAACUGAAAAUUUCAUUGUCUUGUCAAUCCCCUCGAGACCAUACCAGGCUCCAAGGCUUAUUAGUGUGAUUUGAGACUAUAUUGGUUGUUAGCAAUGUGAGUGUUUUGAGAUGUAGCAUUUUUGAGUAUAAUUUAAUUGUUUCGCAUUAAUCAAAUUUUGAUUUCCAUUAA